Messenger RNA from Staurois parvus, 644 nucleotides. The record is from the annotation of a GenBank genome assembly. NCBI's taxonomy places the organism in Eukaryota, Metazoa, Chordata, Amphibia, Anura, Ranidae.
AUGGGCCCCUAUACCGCAUCCUCAUGCUGCUGCCAAGUCCAGAGGUGUCAUGGGCCCCCGUACCGACCCAAAUGCGUCCCCAGGCCCGUAAUCUUCAUGGGCCCCUGUCCCCCACCCCUCCCUGCUGCUGCCAGGUCCAGUUUGUGUCAUGGUACCUGUAGGCCUCCCAUUGUGCUGCAGGGCCUGUAAUCUGCCAUGGGCCCCGUACCGGACUCCUCAUGCUGCUGCCAGGCCCCAUAAUCUUGCCCAUGGGCCCCUGUACCGCCUCUCCUCAGCUGGCUGCCAGGUCCAUAGGGUGUCAUGGGUCACCAGUACGGCCUCCCAUUCGCUGCUCGUCUCUAUCGCCACACUCUGCCAUGGUGCCACUUUCAGGUCUUCCUCAACACUGCUGGUGGUUUCCAUUUUUGUCAUUAGGGUGCUGUAUGGCCUCCCAUUGCUUGCUGCCUCCACCGCCACACUGUGGCUCCAUCACUCUGGUUUGGGCCCGUGGACUGGCCAAAAUGAUGUGAAGUGUGCGGUGAUUCUAAGAUCGACUGCACUCAUCUGCCAUGUCAAUUUCUGCCUGACAGUAUUAUUUCUCUUCGUCCCAGCAGACUCCAAGGGCCAUUUAAAUUAAAGGUACCAAGUGUUCAGCACUAAUAUUA